UCACGUGCUCAGGAAGUCGGACAGUCUGACGGGAAAUGACAUCAGAAGCUGAGAGAAAGAACCAGACAGAGUGAGCGGCCGAGAUCGGGGCAAGCGGCGGGGAGAGGUGCCGUCUGUAUUAUGAUGUCAUACUGAGGCAUCCGUCAGCGUCUCCCCCGGAAUAUCCCUCGCCAUGGAAACAGAAAGCGAACAGAACUCCGGCUCCACCAAUGGGAGCUCAGCGUCAGGCGGCAGCUCGCGUCCCCAGAUAUCUCAGAUGUCCCUGUAUGAGCGCCAGGCCGUGCAGGCUCUGCAGGCUCUGCACCGGCAGCCCAACGCCGCGCAGUACUUUCACCAGUUGAUGUUGCAGCAGCAGCUCAGUAACGCGCAGUUACACAGCCUGGCAGCCGUGCAGCAGGCCACGAUGGCCGCCAACCGGCAAGCUGCCUCUCCCAACCCGAGCUCGGCCCAGCAGACCAGCACCACCCAGGGAUCGCAGGCGAACGUCGCCACGAGCUCGUCAGCCCAGCUCCUGAGCCGAGCGCAGAACGUGACGGCGCCCAGCGCCACGGCCCUCACCCAGUCCGUACUGCUCAGCAACGCCAGCUCUCCUCCACUCAGCCAGUCGCAGACACAGAUGUACUUGCGGCAGCAGCCCCAGCUGGGUAACCUGUUCCCCGUCAAUCGCUCCCUUGGCCGCGGGAUGCCCCUGAACUCCCAGCUCAUUCUGAUGCCCAAUGGCUCGGUGGCCGCUGUCCAGCAAGAAAUGGCUUCCCCGCAGAACCAGGCUAUGCAUCAGGAUUCUGACCAGGUUCAGAACUUGGCCAUGCGGGGGCAGCAGACAGGGGCCCCCACAUCCACAGCUGCUGGGCCCCCCAUUUCCCAGCAGACACCCCAGUUUACCAAACCUGCGGUGCACCCUUCUCCCUCCACAGUUGCCCCUCCACAGCUGCCUUCCCCGCCGGUACCCCAGACAGUGAAGAGCCCCGCGGGACCCCCAGGGGGCACAGUGAGUCAGGGCAGUCAGACAGAGACGGAGGGGAGAAAAGCCGAAGGGGACGGCGUGCAGCAAAGCGUGGGCAUAAACCUGACGAGAGCCGCGACCCCGGCGCCCAAUCAGACCUUAAUCAGCUCCGCCACUUACACUCACAUCCAGCCUCACUCGGUGCUGCAGCAGAAGCAGGUGGUGUUCCAGCAGCAGAUUGCCAUCCACCAGCAUCGCCAGUCGCAGCUCGUCCAUGCCUCCACUCACCUGCAGCUCGCUCAGCCGCAGCAAGCCCCCUCGCAGCAGAGUUUGCAGAAUCCGCCUGCUCAGCAGACUUUGGUCGUCCAGCCUAUGCUGCAGACCUCCGAGACCACCCUGCCUACCAAAUCUCCUGUACCCAUUCAGCCCAAGCAGCCGGGCAAAGGCGUCCCACCUCUAAAUCUCCAGGGGCAACUUGGGGCAAAACCUUCUCAAGGCACCAGAGCAUUGCCUACCCCGCCGACCAGCCAGCCUCACAUCCCUGUCCAGCUUGUAGGCGCCAGGCAGCAGGGUCCUGCCCAAGCGCUGGCACUGGGGACCAUCCAGGCUCCGUCGCAGGGUUCCACCCUCACACAGAUGACUUUGCCGCCGUCGCCGGCCCCUGUGCCCACCGCCGUGUCUGGCACGCUUCAGGAAUCGCAAGGCGGGUUUUUCGGGGUGCUGCAGGGGAAGAUGUCGGUGCCGGGGAAGAGGAAAGCAGAAUCCGAGGAGGACAGAGAGGAGUCCCCUGCGCUUCCCGUUAAAACGUCUCCACCUGCGGAUACUCCCCCAGACUUGGUUGAGAGCAGCACCCCAGUGGAUAAGUCUGAAGCUGCCUCUCAGGUUUCUCCGGUGCUCUCCGUGUCCUCGGCCCCCGGCAUCCCCGCUCUCUCCAUCACCUCUCGCCAGCACAGCGACUCCAAGCCUCCUCAAGCCAUUGUCAAGCCGCAGAUCCUCACGCAUAUCAUUGAAGGCUUCGUCAUUCAGGAGGGAGCAGAGCCCUUUCCCGUGGCCAGCCCUCAGAUGCUUAAGGACCCGGACAAGCUGCCAGCCUGUGGGACCGUUGUGUCUGCCAUGGAAAGUUCUCCUUCAGAACCUGCGGGAGAACCGGCAGUAAGCGAUUCUGGAAGCUCUAAGCUCUUGAAAUGCGAGUACUGCGGGAAGUUCGCGCCGGCGGACCAGUUUCGCGGGUCCAAGAGGUUCUGCUCCAUGACUUGUGCCAAGAGAUACAACGUCAGCUGCAGCCAUCAGUUUAGAUUGAAAAGGAAGAAGCUGAAGGAGCUUCAGGAAGCCGGAGGCGUGCGAGCCCGGAGACGCGGGCCGCGAAGGAACAGCUCUGAGAUCGCACGGGCCAAGAUCCAGGGCAAGAGGAUGAGGGAGGACUCGAGUCGAGGAUCUGAUAACUCCAGCUAUGACGAGGCGUUCUCGCCCACCUCCCCGGCCCCUCCAUCCUGCAGAGCAUCGCACGGGGAGCGGGACGGGAGUACGCCCAGCAGCGCACCCUCAAACUCUGACCUCAUGGGGGUUAACCCCGUGUUUCUCUCGAGUAACCCCAGCCGCUGGAGCGUGGAGGAAGUGUAUGAGUUCAUCUCCUCUCUGCAAGGCUGCCAGGAGCUGGCUGAAGACUUUCGAUCUCAAGAAAUUGACGGGCAGGCGCUGCUGUUGCUGAAAGAGGAGCAUCUGAUGAGCGCCCUGAACAUUAAACUGGGACCAGCCCUGAAAAUCUGUGCCAAGAUCAACCUGCUGAAGGAAACCUAAUUAGACCCCUUUACCCGCAGGGGCUUCGAGCCGCAGGAUCUCUCAAGGGAAAAACGCACGGAGAGGAGCGGAAAGAGACAAAGCAGCCGGUGCCCGGGGCUCCCGCUCCACGUUCUCCCGACAUCUUCUUAUCAUUACUCUAAAUAUAUAUCCUCUGUAUGUCUGUUUCUGUCCAUCAGGCCGGUUGGACGAUGGGCGGCGAUACUCGGUACCAGACAUUAUAAUGUUUUAGAGCCA
This is a messenger RNA of Spea bombifrons (plains spadefoot toad), 2977 nucleotides long. It is a transcript of the gene PHC1, whose product is annotated as polyhomeotic homolog 1. The coding region runs from base 173 to 2740 and encodes 855 amino acids. The transcript has 15 exons. Gene Ontology annotation, cellular component: nucleus; PRC1 complex. Gene Ontology annotation, molecular function: zinc ion binding; protein binding. The record is from RefSeq and is a predicted model, not a curated record. Lineage: Eukaryota; Metazoa; Chordata; Amphibia; Anura; Pelobatidae.